GAAGAUGAUACAUUGUUCACACAUUCGAUCAGCUGGUAGCGAGCCAUGAACAGCUCCACCGCUUCCCCUCCCAAGAGGCUUAGCAAGACUGCUUGUAACAGAAUCCAGAAAGAGCUGCAGGCUUCCUGGCAGGCCAAUCCGCCCCCUGGAUUCAAACUUAAGUCCACUGAUGAUGAUGAUGAUGAUGAUGAUCAUCAUCAUCUUCAAAGGUGGGUGAUUGAAGUAUAUGGAGCUCCUGAAACCCUGUAUGCUAAUGAGACUUAUCAGCUUCAAGUUGAAUUUCCUGAACAAUACCCUAUGGAAGCUCCUCAGGUGAUAUUUUUGUGCCCAGCUCCAUUGCACCCACAUAUAUACAGCAAUGGCCAUAUUUGUUUAGAUAUUCUGUACGAUACAUGGUCUCCUGCAAUGACGGUUCAUUCCAUCUGCAUUAGCAUUCUCUCUAUGCUAUCAAGCUCUACUGCAAAGCAACUCCCCCAAGAUAAUGACCACUACUUAAGGAAUGGGAGAUCGCCCAAGGAAACAACAUGGUGGUUUCACGAUCACAGGGUGUAACAUUAAUUCACAAGUCAAAUUGGGGCGUCCCCUGCCAUAUUCACCUCAUCCAGUUUGAUAUAGUGAUUGGAUAUAUGUAAUUAAUUAUGUAAAUGAGUCAUUUCUACCUUUCCCACUCCUAGUCAGCCAAAGCUGCCAUCUAUGUGUUCAUGUCAUGUAACUACAACAUCACUGCUAUGCACUUCUUAUUUUCCAUAUCCGAUCAAAGCAGAAUUUAUUUUAUUUG
Cuscuta europaea is the source of this 778-nucleotide messenger RNA. The record is from the annotation of a GenBank genome assembly. Lineage: Eukaryota; Viridiplantae; Streptophyta; Magnoliopsida; Solanales; Convolvulaceae.